AUGGCCGUGGACAUCACGCUGCUCUUCAAGGCCAGCGUGAAGACGGUGAAGACCCGCAACAAGGCGCUGGGCGUCGCGGCGGCCGGUGACAGCGCCAAGGAUGAGCUGCUCAAGCGCGGCGGGGCCGCCCGCGCCAAGAGCGACUUCUCCGGCCGGGCCCGAGAGGUGAUUUCUAAUAUUGGGAAGCUGAAAGACUUUCUUCUGCAACACAGGAAAGAUUACAUUAACGCUUACAGCCAUAUUAUGUCUGAAUAUGUGAGGAUGACGGAUACAGAGCGUGAUCAGAUUGAUCAAGAUGCUCAGAUAUUUAUGAGGACGUGUGCGGAUGCCAUCCAUCAGUUGAGAACAGAAGCACACAGGGGUGUCCAGUCUGCACAGGUGAAGGAGCACAGAACGGCUGUCUUGGACUUUGUUGAGGAUUAUUUAAAAAGGGUGUGCAAGCUGUACUCUGAACAAAGAGCCAUCCGAGUUAAGCGAGUAAUAGACAAGAAGAGACUGUCGAGACUUGAACCAGAGCAGAGUAGCAAGUCCAGAUCGCCUCUCUCCCCCGAGAGGCUUUCACAGAAUUCCUCAUCUUUAGAUGAAUCUGAAGAAAAGCUAUCUGCUGACGAAAGCAAAGACAGAAAUCUGCCUGAUGCCAACAGUAGCCUUGGAUUAUGGGGCGAUGGCAAAGGUGAAGACGAGCUUUCACCUGAAGAGAUACAAAUGUUUGAACAGGAGAACCAGAGACUCGUGGGCGAAAUGAACAGUCUCUUCGAUGAAGUCAGACAAAUUGAAGGAAAGGUGGUAGAAAUCUCCAGAUUACAAGAGAUAUUCACUGAAAAGGUCUUGCAACAGGAAACAGAGAUUGACAAUAUCCACCAGUUAGUUGUGGGUGCAACAGAGAACAUCAAAGAAGGCAAUGAGGACAUACGAGAGGCAAUCAAAAACAACGCUGGCUUCAGAGUCUGGAUCCUCUUCUUCCUUGUGAUGUGCUCCUUUUCCUUGCUUUUCCUGGACUGGUACGAUAACUGAUUAAACCAUUAUCUGCAAGCGUUGGUUUAAGAACUCUUGACAUGUUUUCUGUGGAGUGGGAUAGUCUGACCUGCAUAGUUUAUGCUUUUUUUUUUCAUACUGCUAUAAUGGAAGUAUUUGCCAAUGAAUCAAUACCUAUGUAUUAGUGCAGAGGGAGCUGAUUACAUUUGAUAAAGGGACUUAAAAUAAAUGCUAAUCCAAACUGCAAAGAACCAGAAAUCUUUGAAUCAGUUGUAAGAAAGCUGUGAGCAGCAGCAUAGGCAGUAACAGAAAAAGAAGUGAGUGUUGUUUUACCCCAUUUGUUGAUAUUUAAAGUCCCCCUCCCUGUGUACAGAGCAGAUCAUGUGAAAAUUGUGGUGCAAAAGCCACUAGGUUGGUGCAAGCACUAUGCCCUGUUCAGCAGGAGCAGUCUGCAUGUGUGACCUCCACUUCUGAUCUCUGAGACCUGCUUUAGUCAGAGAUCAAAAAGGUGGUUGAUUUCAAAACCAAACCAAAGCCCCCACUGAAACAUUUUACUUUGAGGUGCAAAGAAGAUAAUACAAGAAAACAAAUGUGUAAAUGAAACAUGUUCUGAGAUGCUGGAACAAAGCCAAAGAAUAGACAAUAUUAAAGCCACACUCUCCCAAGUACUAAAAUGGUGAGUGACGUGUUCAGUGCAGAAGCACUCGAGCCGCCUCUAGAUGCGAAGGAGGAAACUGGUGCCUGUGGGAGGCAGAGGGAAUCCUGCUGCUCCCUGCAGGCCUGGGCAGCAGCGAGCUGCCUCACGGGACGGGAAAGCGUCACUAUUUUUGAUGUUUACUGCUAUAAUGAGAGAAACAAGUUGGCUGAUUGUCUCUCAUCUCUAUUAACUUGAAUUGCUUUGUUACAUAAAGCUGUUUUUAUUGCCUUAAGUUUGAGAGGAGAUAUGUAAUGAAUUGCUUCGAUGUCGGAUAAUCUUCCUACCUUGUCAUAUCUGAAUGGCCUCUGUAAAUAUGUUGAUAUGAACCGUUUGUUUGGCUCUCUUCAGAAAUGUAUCUAUAUAGAUAUGCCACAAGCAGUAUCAUCCUUAUUCUUUAUUCUGUACAGA
This is a messenger RNA of Nothoprocta perdicaria, 2080 nucleotides long. RefSeq names its product syntaxin 18 (gene STX18). Gene Ontology annotation, biological process: intracellular protein transport; retrograde vesicle-mediated transport, Golgi to endoplasmic reticulum. Gene Ontology annotation, molecular function: SNAP receptor activity. The transcript is spliced from 11 exons. Gene Ontology annotation, cellular component: membrane; SNARE complex; endoplasmic reticulum. The coding region runs from base 1 to 1014 and encodes 337 amino acids. Lineage: Eukaryota; Metazoa; Chordata; Aves; Tinamiformes; Tinamidae. The record is from RefSeq and is a predicted model, not a curated record.